UCUGGAUGUGAGGCAGGCGGAUCUCACCCACGCCUGCCAGCAGCUCCUCGGAGAACUGUGUUCCUGGGUCAGCCCUGGCCCAGAGGAGCGCCGGGGACCCGCAGAGUGCUGCUGAAGUCAAGGCUACAACUCACCUAGGAUCUGGGGCGCCAGCCCUCCGGUGGGCAGGGCGUUCUCCUCCCCCACCCCCUCCCCGCACGAUGACAUCAAGUGUUUGGGGUUGAGUUGCUCCAUAAAAGCUGCCCGGGGAAGCCAGGAGAGCGAAGGGCGGACGUACUCGCCAAGGCACCCAGGCUGCGCGCACGCGGUCCCGGUGUGCAGCUGGAGAGCAAGCGGCCACCGGGAGCCCCCGGGACAGCCCGCGCCCGCCCCGCAGGAGCCCGCGAAGAUGCCCCGGCGCAGCCUGCACGCGGCGGCCGUGCUCCUGCUGGUGAUCUUAAAGGAACAGCCUUCCAGCCCGGCCCCAGUGAACGGUUCCAAGUGGACUUAUUUUGGUCCUGAUGGGGAGAAUAGCUGGUCCAAGAAGUACCCGUCGUGUGGGGGCCUGCUGCAGUCCCCCAUAGACCUGCACAGCGACAUCCUCCAGUAUGAUGCCAGCCUCACGCCCCUCGAGUUCCAAGGCUACAAUCUGUCUGCCAACAAGCAGUUUCUCCUGACCAACAAUGGCCAUUCAGUGAAGCUGAACCUGCCCUCGGACAUGCACAUCCAGGGCCUCCAGUCUCGCUACAGUGCCACGCAGCUGCACCUGCACUGGGGGAACCCGAAUGACCCGCACGGCUCCGAGCACACCGUCAGCGGACAGCACUUCGCCGCCGAGCUGCACAUUGUCCAUUAUAACUCAGACCUUUAUCCUGACGCCAGCACUGCCAGCAACAAGUCAGAAGGCCUCGCUGUCCUGGCUGUUCUCAUUGAGAUGGGCUCCUUCAAUCCAUCCUAUGACAAGAUCUUCAGUCACCUUCAACAUGUAAAGUACAAAGGCCAGGAAGCAUUCAUCCCGGGAUUCAACAUUGAAGAGCUGCUUCCGGAGAGGACCGCUGAAUAUUACCGCUACCGGGGGUCCCUGACCACACCCCCUUGCAACCCCACUGUGCUCUGGACAGUUUUCCGAAACCCCGUGCAAAUUUCCCAGGAGCAGCUGCUGGCUUUGGAGACAGCCCUGUACUGCACACACAUGGACGACCCUUCCCCCAGAGAAAUGAUCAACAACUUCCGGCAGGUCCAGAAGUUCGAUGAGAGGCUGGUAUACACCUCCUUCUCCCAAGGCAUCAUCCUCUCACUGGCCCUGGCUGGCAUUCUUGGCAUCUGUAUUGUGGUGGUGGUGUCCAUUUGGCUUUUCAGAAGGAAGAGUAUCAAAAAAGGUGAUAACAAGGGAGUCAUUUACAAGCCAGCCACCAAGAUGGAGACUGAGGCCCACGCUUGAGGUCCCCGGAGCUCCCAGGCACAUCCAGAAAGGACCUUGCUUUGGACCCUACCCACUUCGGCUCUCUGGACACUUGCGACACCUCAAGGUGUUCUCUGUAGCUCAAUCUGCAAACAUGCCAGGCCCCAGGGAUCCUCUGCUGGGUGCCUCCUUGCCUUGGGACCAUGGCCACCCCAGAGCCAUCCGAUCAAUGGAUGGGAUGCACUCUCAGACCAAGCAGCAGGAACUCUAAGCUGCUUGCUGUAACUGUGUGAGAUUGUGAAGUGGUCUGAAUUCUGGGAUCACAAACCAAGCCAUGCUGGUGGGCCAUUAAUGGUUGGAAAACGCUUUCAUCCGGGGCUUUGCCAGAGCGUGCUUUCAAGUGUCCUGGAAAUUCUGCUGCUUCUCCAAGCUUUCAGACAAGAAUGUGCACUCUCUGCUUAGGUUUUGCUUGGGAAACUCAACUUCUUUCCUCUGGAGACGGGGCAUCUCCCUCUGAUUUCCUUCUGCUAUGACAAAACCUUUAAUCUGCACCUUACAACUCGGGGACAAAUGGGGACAGGAAGGAUCAAGUUGUAGAGAGAAAAAGAAAACAAGAGAUAUACAUUGUGAUAUAUUAGGGACACUUUCACAGUCCUGUCCUCUGGAUCACAGACACUGCACAGACCUUAGGGAAUGGCAGGUUCAAGUUCCACUUCUUGGUGGGGAUGAGAAGGGAGAGAGAGCUAGAGGGACAAAGAGAAUGAGAAGACAUGGAUGAUCUGGGAGAGUCUCACUUUGGAAUCAGAAUUGGAAUCACAUUCUGUUUAUCAAGCCAUAAUGUAAGGACAGAACAAUACAAUAUUAAGUCCAAAUCCAACCUCCUGUCAGUGGAGCAGUUAUGUUUUAUACUCUACAGAUUUUACAAAUAAUGAGGCUGUUCCUUGAAAAUGUGUUGUUGCUGUGUCCUGGAGGAGACAUGAGUUCCGAGAUGACCCAAUCUGCCUUUGAAUCUGGAGGAAAUAGGCAGAAACAAAAUGACUGUAGAACUUAUUCUCUGUAGGCCAAAUUUCAUUUCAGCCACUUCUGCAGGAUCCCUACUGCCAACCUGGAAUGGAGACUUUUAUCUACUUCUCUCUCUCUGAAGAUGUCAAAUCGUGGUUUAGAUCAAAUAUAUUUCAAGCUGUAAAAGCAGGAGGUUAUCUGUGCAGGGGGCUGGCAUCAUGUAUUUAGGGGCAAGUAAUAAUGGAAUGCUACUAAGAUACUCCAUAUUCUUCCCCGAGUCACACAGACAGUUUCUGACAGGCGCAACUCCUCCAUUUUCCUCCCGCAGGUGAGAACCCUGUGGAGAUGAGUCAGUGCCAUGACUGAGAAGGAACCGACCCCUAGUUGAGAGCACCUUGCAGUUCCCCGAGAACUUUCUGAUUCACAAUCUCAUUUUGACAGCAUGAAAUGUCCUCUUGAAGCAUAGCUUUUUAAAUAUCUUUUUCCUUCUACUCCUCCCUCUGACUCUAAGAAUUCUCUCUUCUGGAAUCGCUUGAACCCAGGAGGCAGAGGUUGCAGUAAGCCAAGGUCAUGCCACUGCACUCUAGCCUGGGUGACAGAGCGAGACUCCAUCUCAAAAAAAAAAAAAAAAAAAAUUCUUCUGUACCAUCACAACUUUUCACAAUGAUGGCAAGCCUUAUGUCUUGGGAGCCUGUUUUGCUAGGCAAAGUUACAAGUGACCUAAUGGGAGCUCAGAUGUGGGAGCUCAGAUGUGUGUGUGUCUCUCUGUGUGUUUGUGUGUGUGUGUGCACUCAAGACCUCUAACAGCUUCGAAGCCUGGGGUGGCAUUCCGGCCUUGCCAUUAGCAUGCCUCAUGCAUCAUCAGAUGACAAGGACAACCCUCAUGACGAAGCAACAUGAAUUAGGGGGCCUCUUGGCCUUGGUCCAAAAUUGUCAAUCAGAAAUGAACAUAAAGGGCUCCAGAGCAGUGGGACUGUCUGUCAAAAGACUCUGUAUAUCUUUUGUGGAUGAGUUUUGUGAGAGAAUAGAGAGACCAUUGUACCUGGCACAAGGGCUGUUCAUGAAAAGGGAGACUUACUGGGAGGUGCAAGACAGUGGCAUUUCUCCUCUCCUCUUGCUGCUCAGCACAGCCCUGGAUUGCAGCCCUGAGGCUGAGACCAGACAAAGCCCGGGAGGCAGAAAGAUGCUCCAAGAACCAACACUAUCAAUGUCUUUGCAAAUCCUCACAGGAUUCCUGCGGGUCCAGCUUUGGAACUGGGAAACCUUUCUUCAGAUCCGCACUCAUUCCACUGAUGCCAGCUGCCCCUGAAGGAUGCCAGUACUGUGGUGUGUGAGGCUCAGCAGCCGCCCACACGCUCCUAACUCUGCUGCAUGGCAGAUGCCUAGGUGGAAAUAGCAAAAACAAGGCCCAGGCUGGGGCCAGGGCCAGAGGGGAAGACCCUGGAUUCUCACUCAUGUGAGAUCUUGAAUCUCUUUCUCUGUUCUGUUUCUUUAGUAUCAUCUGGUAAAACAGUUAAAACAAAAAACAACAAAAAACUCUGUAUCUGUUUCUAGCAUGUGCUGCAUUGACUCUAUUAAUCACAUUUCAAGUUCACCCUACAUUCCUCUCCUCUUCACUAGCCUCUCUGAAAGUGUCCUGGCCAGCCCUGGAGAAGCACUGGUGUCUGCAGCACCCCUCAGUUCCUGUGCCUCAGCCCAUAGGCCACUGUGAUAAUGGUCUGUUUAGCACUUCUGUAUUUAUUGUAAGAAUGAUUAUAAUGAAGAUACACACUAUAACUACAAGAAAUUAUAAAUGUUUUUCACAUCA
Molecule: messenger RNA, 4190 nt
Organism: Gorilla gorilla gorilla (western lowland gorilla)
Lineage: Eukaryota; Metazoa; Chordata; Mammalia; Primates; Hominidae
Gene: CA12
Product: carbonic anhydrase 12
Exons: 10
Coding region: 389-1420 (343 amino acids)
Cellular component (GO): plasma membrane
Molecular function (GO): zinc ion binding; carbonate dehydratase activity
Source: RefSeq, a predicted model, not a curated record